This is a messenger RNA of Magnolia sinica, 2389 nucleotides long. RefSeq names its product increased DNA methylation 1-like. NCBI's taxonomy places the organism in Eukaryota, Viridiplantae, Streptophyta, Magnoliopsida, Magnoliales, Magnoliaceae. Gene Ontology annotation, molecular function: transcription corepressor activity. The coding region runs from base 1508 to 2389 and encodes 293 amino acids. The record is from RefSeq and is a predicted model, not a curated record. Gene Ontology annotation, biological process: negative regulation of DNA-templated transcription. The transcript is spliced from 6 exons.
AACAGACGGUGGGAUUGCAGUGAUGUUACAAUUGAAAACAGACAGUGGGAUUGCAGUGAUGUUGCCAUUGAAAACAAGAGUUGUCCACAACCAGUAAUGAACUGUGGUGAACCUCAAUUGAAGAAGAGAAAGGUUGAAUGCAACAACUUUCCUUCAUCUUCAGAUGCUUCGUUAGUAAAAAACGAUAGACAAGGUCGGUCAUCAAGCUGCUCGGUUGAUUCUCUCAAGCUGAAAGGAGGAAAAAGGCGGAAUUGGCGCACACCUACAAUCAGUCUAUCAUCUUUGAUAGACAAAAACGUAGUGACGUUGGGUCAGAAGGCAAUUUACGUGAAUAAAAAGGAUGACAGUGUUAUGGCAUCGGGGUUGAUCACGUGCAAAGGAAUCAAAUGUUUGUGUUGUGAAAAUGUGUAUAGUCUUUCCAAAUUUGAGAUUCAUGCGGGUAGUAGUAAUCACCGGCCUUCUUCCAGUAUCUUCUUGGAAGAUGGGAGGUCACUGAUGCAGUGCCAAAUACAAAUAAUGCGUGAUGAGGAAGUUAAAGCCUUUGAACAGGAUCCCCACAAGCAAAUGAAGAGCGAUGAUCUGCCACACACUAACCUGCAACAAAUGGAGGGUGAUAUACAGGAUGAGGCAGACUUCUUAGCAUGUCUACAUGAGCAAAUGGGGAGUGAUGAGCCUCACCACCCUAUAAUUCAACAAAGAGAAGAUAGUGUGAAUGAUGAAAGCUUCGCAGGAUAUCGAUCCCACCUCAAUAUUCAGCAAGCAGUGGGUGAUGAAACUGUUUGCGGUUUCACAAGAAAUUUGUGUGAGGAAACGAAAAAUAACACCUCAUGCUUUAGAGGAAAUGGGAUAUGCCACAUCUGCCUUCACAGUGGGGAUGGAUUGCUAGUGUGUGGUGGUGAAUGUCUGCGCAUGUUUCACUUAAACUGCAUUGGUUUAGAGGUGAGAUCCCAAACUCAUGGCAUCUUUCAAUACAAUCCUAUUUUCCCAAACUUGCUUUGUAGAAAUUAAUUCUUCAGAUUUGAAACAAAUUGCAACAUAAUCGCUUCAACGUUAAAUAAUAUUGCAUCCAAAUGGCUCAUUUCCACUACAAGUUGUAGAUUAAGUUCAAUUAGUUGGCUUGGUCUCCUAAAUUUGCUCUAUACUUCAAGCAGAAUUUGGAUGCACUAUUGAAUUGAAUUGAAGUAAAUUAGUCUUAUAUAGGAGAUAUGGCUGAAUUAUAAUCAACUUAGUAUUUAUACUAAGGGGCUAGAUUCUAAAAUUGCAAUUUCAUUCCUUUAUAGUUGGACUUGGAAGGAAGUAAUGAAACAAUUAUAAUUUAAAUGUUGCUUCCUCAUUAUGAAUACUAGGAAAUGUUGUUAUGUUUUUUGUUUUUUUUUCUCUUUAUUGAAUUGAAUUUUCGUUAUUUCUUUUAUUUUUUAAAUCCAAACGCAUCAUAAAUUCAGAUAUUAAUACUAAGUAUAGAGAAAAUUAUGAUUGUUUAUCACCUUCAACUUGAUGUUUGGCGCUCAUGCAGGUUUUCCCUGAAAGUGUAUAUUUCUGCCCAUCUUGUGGAUGUGGAUUAUGUGGCGAGGGUGAAUACAAUAAUGAUGGUGAAAUUUUUGUGGAGAAAACAAUUUUGUUUUGUGAUCAAUGUGAACGUGGAUAUCAUGUGGGUUGUCUGAGAGAAAGAGGCGAUGAAGGACUUGAAAGUUGUCCAGAGGGAAAUUGGUUUUGUGGAGAAAAAUGUUCAGAGAUAUUCUUCCAUCUCCAAAAUCUUCUUGGGAAAUCAAAUUCAGCAGGCAUAGAUGGUCUAUCAUGGACUAUUUUGAGGUCAAAUGAAAAACAUGGUCGUAAUCGUAAUACAUCCUCCAUCAUUGAAGCCAUGACCAAGUGCAAGCUUCGGGCUGCACGUUCUAUGCUACGUGAAUGUUUUGAUCGCAUUAUCCAACCAGCUACCAAGACAGACCUUAUCACAGAUGUUGUUUUCAGUAAAGAAUCGGCAGUACCCCAUCUGAACUAUCGAGGUUUCUAUACAAUGAUCUUGGAGAAAGGGAAGAAACCGAUAUCCGUGGCAACGUUCAGGGUCCGUAGUGACAAGGUAGCAGAAGUGCCUCUUGUGGGCACAUGUAUUAGGUCUCGCCGACAAGGAAUGUGCCGUCUUCUUAUGAAUAGUUUACAAAAGGUAAUAUUUUCAGUUGAUUUAGAUACACAACUAGAUAUUAUUCUUGCCAACAUGGGGGUACAAAAAUUGCUAUUGCCUGUAACUGCUAAGCUUCUACAGUGUUGGAAUACAUCAUUUGGUUUUUCUGUGGCGACGAAUUUUGACAGAUUCAAAAUGUUGGAGUACCCAUUUUUAGAAUUUAAUGACACUAUAAUGUGCCAGAAACUAUUGACAAGAGCUGUAACUUAA